GCAACUUCCUGCCUUUCCUCUUCGCCCACCGUCAGAGAAGAGACGUGCUCCCACACAAUCUCUCCUUCGCACACAGCACAAUGACGCAGACUCAACCGGCUGAGCCCUCAGUAGCCCCUCAGAAGGUGUACCAGCGGGACCUCUCCGAACGGUUCCACUGCUCAGACUGCAACGACCCGGUGCCGAACGUCGUUGAAGACUUCGCCGCCGGAGAUUACAUCUGUGGCAACUGCGGUCUAGUGUUGGGGGCCCGUGUGAUUGACACACGUUCUGAGUGGCGUACGUUCUCCAACUCGGACGAUAACACGGAUGACCCGUCCCGUGUUGGAGCCGCUGGAGACCCGCUGCUCGGUGGAAUGAAUCACAUCGAUUCGACCAUCAUCUCGCAGAGGGACGGCGGGAGCGGGAGAGCUCGGGACUUGAACCGUGUUCACGGUAAAGCGACCAACCAGAAGGAGGAGAAAACUUUGAUGACCGCCUUCAAAGAGAUUCAAACAAUGUGUGAUCGGAUUGGUCUGUCCAAAAUUACGUCGGACUCGGCGAAGCAGAUCUAUAAGAAGGCUGACGAUGCGGCCUUCCUGCGAGGGAAGAGCCCAAUGUCCGUGAUGGCCGCCUGCAUUUAUAUUGGAUGUCGUGAACAGAAUGCUACCCGUACCUUUAAGGAAAUCUGCGCUCUGACCAAAGUCUCGAAGAAGGAGAUUGGUCGAAACUACAAAUUACUCGUCGGGUUACUGGGCAAGCCGGGUAAAGAGAUUAGCAUGGAUUCGUACAUCAUCCGUUUCUCGUCCGCGCUUGACCUCAGCCAAGAUGUCAAGCGUGCUACCAGUGAGCUGCUGAGGCGAGCAAACGAUCUCGGCACUCUUGCCGGCAAAUCACCAAUCUCCAUCGUUGCGGCGUGUCUGUACUUUGUCAGCUGCUUGUGCCGAGAAAACGAAGGCAAAUCGGCAAAAGAGAUCGCACAAGUUGCCGGUUGCACGGAGUCCACGUUGAAGAAUGCCUACAAGCUCCUUUACGAUAUGCGCGAGCAACUCGGUAAAGAUCUGAAGAUGCCUAGGGACCUAUCCGCCCUGACCCCGCCAUGAUUUGGUGGAGGCAGGAUGUCCUUCGCGUCGAGGACUGCUGAAAACUGGGAAGGGUAGACAGACAUGAGUCGUAUCUCUACCAAAUUAAACUUAGCAUGGUCCUCUUCCCUUAGGCGGCUCUCAGUACUCUCGAGCCUGCCAAACACAACAAAUCUUCUGAUGUAGUCUCCCCAUUUUCCUCUUUUGGGAAACAUCUGCUGUGUAUCGUACAGUACCUAUCGUUGAGUAGGCCGAUAAUACACACACGUACGAUUGACAGUAUAUGAA
This is a messenger RNA of Fimicolochytrium jonesii, 1349 nucleotides long. Its product is annotated as cyclin-like protein. Gene Ontology annotation, biological process: transcription preinitiation complex assembly; transcription initiation at RNA polymerase II promoter. Gene Ontology annotation, cellular component: nucleus; transcription preinitiation complex. The coding region runs from base 81 to 1082 and encodes 333 amino acids. The record is from RefSeq and is a predicted model, not a curated record. Lineage: Eukaryota; Fungi; Chytridiomycota; Chytridiomycetes; Spizellomycetales; Powellomycetaceae. Gene Ontology annotation, molecular function: RNA polymerase II general transcription initiation factor activity; TBP-class protein binding. The transcript is spliced from 3 exons.